ACAGGGUACAACAUCCCAGUGGAACGUCUUUGGUUGCUUUUUAAUAAAGAUGAUAAAAUCCCAUCCAACAGCAAUGAAGGAGGAACGAGGGUGCCACAAAGCCAUUUUCCUGACAGCUGUAUCAGCAUCAACAGGAACAGGCUUUGCCCUGAACUACAGAGUCUGCAGAUCUCACUCGGAAAACCCAAGGCUUCUGAAUAUGACAAAGCUUCCCCAGAUAUGAUGUCCAUCAGAUGGCCAUACCUGAUGCAGGCUGAAACUGGACACAUUAACUGUCUGGAAAGUGAUGAUGGGGUGAUUAAGAAAACUGAACUUGAAAUGCAUCUGGAAACUAGUGCAGAUGAACAGAAGUACAAAUGGCUUAAUGACAGCAACAUCAUAGGUCAUGGACAACAAGGACAAAAUAACACAUUGACAACACAUAAGCAGAUAUCUAGCGGAGAGAAAUUAUAUGAGUGUACCACUUGUGGCAAGACAUUUACAGGUGCAAAAAGAUUAGCGAUACAUGAGAGUAUUCAUACUGGGCAUGAGUCGGAAAUGGAUACACAGUUAGUCCACCUGCAACAACAACUAUGCAAAUAUGACACGUGUGACAAGGAUUUUACAGAUAAGCAUUUUGCAGGAAAUAAUAUGAGUGCACACAUUGGGCAGACUCCAUAUAAAUGCACCCCAGGAAGUAAGGAUUUUAGACAUAAACGUGCUACAUAUAGACAGCAGAAUAUCUACACUCAGCAGAAACCCUAUAAAUGCACCACAUGUGAUAAGAGUUUUAAAUAUAAAAAUACUAUGUUACUUCAUCAACGUAUCCACAGUGGGCAGAGACCCUACAAAUGCACAAUGUGUGAUAAGAGUUUUAUACAGAAGAGUCACUUGGUAACACAUCAGAGUGUCCAUACUGGACAUAAAGCCUAUAAAUGCACCAUUUGUGAUAAGAGUUUUAGUCAAAAAAGUAGUGUGGUAACACAUCAAAUUAUCCACACUGGGCAAAAGCCAUAUAGAUGCACUACAUGUGACAAGAGUUUUAGUCACAAAAGCAGUAUAGUAAAGCACCAGAGAGUCCACACUGGGCAGAAACCAUAUAAUUGCUCCAUGUGUGAUAAGAGUUUUGCACAAAAGUGUCAAAUGAUAAGACAUCAGUACACCCACAGUGGUCAGAAGCCUUAUAAAUGCACCAUGUGUGACAAGAGUUUUAUAUAUGAAAGUGUUAUGAUACGGCAUCAAAGUAUCCACACAGGACAGAGACUCUAUAAAUGCACCCUAUGUGAGAAGAGCUUUAGCUACAAAAGCAGUAUGGUAAAACAUCAAAAGAGUCACACUGGGCAUAAACCCUAUAAAUGCUCAAUGUGUGAGAAGAGUUUCAUAGAGAAGAGUCAAAUGGUCAGCCAUCAGAGUAUCCACACUGGGGAGAAACCCUAUCAGUGCACCAUGUGCGACAAGAGUUUUAGACAAAAAUGUACAUUGAAUAAACAUCAGCUUAUUCACUCUGGGCAGAAACCUUAUAAAUGCACAAUUUGCGACAAAAGCUUUAGACGCAAAUCCAAUAUGCUAAGACAUCAGAAUAUCCACACCAGGUCGGUGCUUGGAAGUGCAUAUUUAGCACAUAUCAAAGACAGAAGCAAAACUGAUUUCAUGGGCUUUAAUUAUACCUUGACUUAGGAAAAGGACUAUUUCUGUCAUAGGUUUGAAAAAAACCUUAACAUGUGGAUAAAUUAAAAGGCAAACCCCCUGUGAAUGCACAAGAACUGCUAUAUAUGUCAUUGAGAAAAACAAAAGAAGAGCUUGGUGCAGUUGUCCCUGGAUUUAAAAAAAAAAGUGCCUUAACCUGGCAAAGUCACUAGGGACAUAGUUAGUAGAAAAAUAGUAUGAAGCCCUGGAAGGAUGAUAUUGAUAUUGCCACAGUGUUGGGGUCUGAAAUAAGAGACCCCACAGUGGCAACAGAAAAUUAGUCCACAAGAUAGUAAAAACAUUGGUAAGCUAAGCAACAGGUUUGCAUUGAAACAGUCACCCGAGGACAAAAAGUAAGUCACACUUUAUUUUUAUGCAACAAUUCCAGCAUUUCCUUAAGGCGUUACAUGGUAAGAACAAGGGAGAAAACAGAAAAAAGAAAAAUCUUAGAAAUGGGCAAAGUGUCAGACAUUGAUUGCAGUCACAAAAUUAAGAUCAUUAAUUGAGUAAAUAAAAACAAAACAAUAUGCAGAUUAGCAAACAUUGAAAAGGUGUAAAAAUGAUUCAUUAAGAGAGCAAUAUAAAAGAGCACAUGUAUUUGCAACUUUAAAAAGAGAGGAGUGGACUUCAGAGAGGAAAGGAGACAUAAUAUGGUGCAGCUCAUAUGGAGAAAAGAAAUAAGUGUUAACUAGAAAUUGUAGAGCAAAGUAAAAAAUAUUUGGGAUGCAUAUAGGGAAAGACACACAGACAUGGCAAAUGUUGCAAAACAGAAUAGUAGCACAGAAGUCUAAUGUAGUGACAAGUAAGCUGUUUGAUACAGAAAUAGAGGAAACUGAAAAUUAAGUGAGAGAUCAGUUAGAAACUGAAAGAUCUGAAUAAGAAUCCAAGACAUAAAUGCUACUUCAAAAUGGUGAUUUAUUUAAACAGGUAUAGCUUGAAGAAUUGACAGAGGAAGCAGAGCAGUGUAUUAGAAGAGAAAAUAACUAAAUAAUCUAGUUAAAUGUUGAAAGUAAUAAAGAUAUUUCAGGAAGUUUUGUCAGACAAUUAUUUGAAAACCAAGAUAUGUCUAUGCUGUGGUAGAAGAACAAAAAACACAAACUGUACAAGAAACUCAUAACCAUGUAGAAAAUAGUUUUUGGGGAGACGCACUGGAUUUGAUAGAAAUUGAUACAUAUAACUAUAUAUUUGGAAGACAUAGGCUACCAAAAAUAAAGACACAAAUUGUUAAAAAAUGUAUACAUCAAAUUAAUACAGUAAUUAGAACUAUAAAGAAAGAUGUGUAAUGUAACAAAAACUAACAGAGUACAUUGCUAUGCAGUAAAACUAAUAACAGACAAGGUAUUACCAAGAAAGCAUAAAUUAGUAAAGGAAAAUAAAAGGGUAAAUAGAUCACCAACAUGGAAACUUUGAUUAGAAACAACAGUUAAGGAAUGAAGUAUCUUUAUCAAAAGAGUAUAGAAAAGGAAGUAAGCCUAAAAACUGUUAGAACACAGAAAAGGCUAAAACAAAAGCAUAUCAAAUGCAAAGCAAGAUUUGAGUUAUAACCUUUCUAACAAAUUAAAAAUCUAUUCACAGGGCAAACAAAUACUAACAUUAAACAGUAAGAAAUGUAACAAAAGGAUAUAAAACAAUCAGUUUAGGGAUGAACCAAAGAUGUUUUACAGGGGACUAGGAAAGAAAACGACAAAUAGUCGAGACACCAGCAAGAAUAGAAGCAAUAAAUAAAUUGUGGAGGAAUAUCUGUGAGGACCCAGUUGAACACAAGGAAAGCUGAAUGAAUAGAAGUAAAAGAAAAAAUAAAUUCUAAUGUGACUGAUAUGGAUUGGAAUGAGGUAGCUGCUACAGAGAAAGAUAUAAAGUUAAAGUUAAGAAAGGCUCCCAGCUGAAAAAGUCAGGGUCCCAGAUGCGUACUCAACGUUUUUUUGAGUAUUAACAUUUGUGCAGCAGGAUUUAGCCUUGAGUAAAAAAAUACUUAUAUCUACAACCUGAAAUGACACCAGCCUGACUAGCAAUGGGGAAAAUCAUUCUCAUAUUUAAAAGUGCCUUCCUCUAUUUUUGACCCUAAAUCACCUGUGUGUUCCUUUACAUGCUCUGUGUAGGCUAAUUGUGUAGAUUUUAUUACAGUAUUGUCAUACAACUGCAUAGUGACCGCACAUCACUAGAAAGUAGUCUUUGACUCCCCCCACUGAUACUUUGCUUUCUCAACAGCUGCAGUCUACUCACACAGUUCUCCCCACUCCUGCAAGCAUUUUAUCCUCUCUACCCUGGUGUCUUAUUCAGGUGCUUAACAAGGAUUUUCCAGUUCAAGCCUCUAGUGCCCUGAUAAUCUGAGCCUUCUCUUUUUUGUCUUUAACCCCCCUCACUGCCAAGCUCUUAUCCCAGCUUCCACUCACUCUAAACAGUUUGUUUUUCUUAGUCCUCUCGUAGCUCCUUCUCCAGGCUAACCCACUCCGUUUGCCCUCACUACGCUCGGGCUCACUCUGCUCCCCUACCCCCAUUCCCACCCCCACUUUCAUUAUAGUUGUACUGUUCUAACCACUCCCCCUUUCCAUCAGCCUCCCUUCCUCCCCACCCCUUCACAUCAUUUCCUUCUCUGACACUCUUUUUCACUGUUCUUGCCAUGUUGCCUCUCAUUCUACAAAUACUACUCCCACUCACUGUGACAUUACUUCUUCUCACCCUCUCAAAAUUCACUGCUGUACACUCACUAGCCCCACCAAAAUAAAUUCCUUAACCCUAUCCUCCACUUCCCCCUUCUUAAGUCUUGCUCAAAUAUAGGUCCUUGCAUUUUCCUUUAUAAAGACAUCCUGUGCUUUAAGAAUUACUCCCUCCAAAUUCUCCACUUUACUAUUCACCUAAUUCCCACUUCUAUUUCAUACAUUACAUAUACUCUUCACUUUCUUUCUUUUGCCUUCACCUUUCUCAAACUAUAACCAACCUCAUCCACUCCGGAGACAUCCAUCCCAAUCCUAGGCCCACAAGUUCUUUAUGGCAUAAUUCCCCCAUCUACUCCAAUAACUCAUAUCACUUCACCUGUCCACUAUAAACUUCAAAAGCUUGUGUAACAAAACCUCUCAGCUUCACGCCUGACUUUCCCAAAAUAAAACUGACAUCCUUGCCACCACAGAAACUUGGCUAAAGCCUUCCAUUCAGGACUCUGAGCUUCUCCCUCCAAACUUUAGUAUACUUAGAGCUGACAGGCUACAUAAAAAAGGAGGGGUUUAGCCAUAAUCUACCCUAGCACACUCACUCUCUGUAGAUUUGAUGACCAAAUCCCUCAAUUUCAUAAUGCAGACUUCCUAAGGUUUGGAAUUAGAAGUUUGAAGUGUGUUCGGUUGAACCCACUUCAGUCGAAGUCUGGAGGCCGAACGGCAACAAUGUACAACCCGACAUUGUCGAAGUACAAAUCUCGUCCCAUCUCAACCCAUGUUAAAGCCCGUUGUGAGAUUUAUGGCGAGUCAUAUUUUUGACAAUAUCGGAAUUCGACAUUGUCGUUUUAGCAAAAAUGGGUCAGUAAUUCCAUCAUUUGAUGGAGUCUGGUUCAACCUUCUCAUGGUAAACCCAUCCUAAUCUCCUUCUCUGAAAUCAACCACUCCAAGAAUCUAUGUAUAAUUGUCCUCUACAGCCCUCCCGAAAAUGAUAUCCGUAUUCUAGAAGAUAUUCUGUCUUGGAUCUCCCACACCAUAAAAAAUGAAACAGUAAUCCUAGGCAACAUGAAUAUAAACUGGGCCUCAAUCUCUUCCAAACAGUCAUCCAACAGCAUGAACCUCUUUCACUUUAUCCAGCUCAUUACAUCCACCACCAGGUACAACAAUAGAACUAAUGGUGGAUCCAUCCUAGAUUGGAUCUUAGUUUCAGAUCCCUCGAAGUUCAUAACUUCAGGGACUGUGCCCAACUCUCUUAGUGAUCAACUCCCUGCCUUUACAAUCCAUGCUGGCUCAUCCAUCCCAAAACAUCACAACAUCAAGGUAGCCUGAAAUCUAUCUAAAUUCAAUCCCACUUCCUUUAGCAACAUCCUUGCAAAUAUUAAUUGGACUGUUCUCAAGCUCCUCCCUUUAGAUGAGGCUCUCCUCUAUUUCAGUACUACCUUUCUUGUAGUAUUAGAUAGCCUAGCCCCCACUAGAACCAAAAGGAUCAAAGCUAACCAUGCCCCCUGGUUAACAAAAGACACUAAAGAUAUCAUGAAUAAUAGGGACAAAGCCUGGAAACACUGACUGAAGUCUUAUAAUAAUUCAGACCUUAUUCUUUAUAAAUAGCUCUAUAACCAAGUUAAAAAACUUAUCUCCAAGGAUAAACAGCAGUUCUUUUGUAACCUGCAAAAUAACAGAACAAAUAGCAGCCUAUUCAACUCCUACUUUAUCGACACUGUUGCCAAUAUUAAUGUGUCCUUCUCUUAUCCUCUCCCUCAGAACACUUCCUCUAAUUCUCACUCUCCUUCUCUUCUCUCUCCUUCUCAGAAUUCUUCGGAUUCUCCUAAUCACACUCUUCCUGCUUCAUCUCCAAACUCUCACAAUACCCCUCUAGAUUACACACAUAAAGCUAGUCAUCCACAACUUUGUCUCUCUCCCAUCCCCACCUCCUACAUCAAAAAACUCCUUUUGAAAUUAAAACCCUGCUCCAAUGCAGCAGAUGAAAUUCCUCCUAUGUUUCUAAAACUUGCUACAGACUCAGUGGCAUAUCUAAUUAACAGAUCUGUUCAAGAAUCUCAUGUCCCUGAUCUUGAGAAAAAAAGCUAUCAUCCUAGCACUUCACAAAGGUGGCUCCUCAAGCAACAUCUCUAACUUCCGUCCCAUUGCUAUACUUUCCCCAUCUCUAAAAUUCUUGACAAAUGUGUAGAAAAACAACUACUAGACUACCUACUACAGUACAACAUUCUAUCCCCUACACAGCAUGAGUUCUGCCCAGGUCAUACUACUUAUUCUGCAUUAAUUUCCUUUCUAGACACAGUAAAUAAGGCCGUGACUCAGGAAAUUUUGUCUCUACCCUUUAUUUGAACUUGUCAAAGCCUUCGACACUUUCACCCUUUACUCGUCUCCCAGCUCUCUAAAAUAGGUCUAUAUCCCCAGUCCAUUAACUGGUUCUGAAGCUAUAUUUCCAACAGGGAGCAUGCCGUUAGAUGGCAGAACUCCAUUUUAGCUUAUUUUCACAACCCCACAGAUGUGCCACAAGGCUCUGUUUUUGGGCCCUCUUGUAUUCAUUGUUUUCAUUAAUAACCUCCACCAAGUUGUUAAACAGGGCUCACUUGUCCAGUAUGCAGAUGACUCUACUAUAGUCUGUUCAGUCCCUAAUACAAAUAUUCUCAGGCAUUUCACCCAAACACCUUUUUCACUGCAGAAAAAUGGCUUCAUGAAAAUCACCUUUCCUUAAAUCCCAAAAAGACUAAACUCAUGAUAUUUACUCCCAAGAAAAAAAUCACCAAUUAAUAAAGACACCUUUGAUAUUUUCUCUCUUAACUAAGAUUGAGUUAGUUACACGUACCGAACUCCUGGGUAUAAUAAUUGAUGAGAACCUCAAAUUCAUCCUUCACAUUCAAAACAGUAUCAACAAAACUCAUAAAAAAACUCUGGCUUCUCUACAGGCAUAACAAAUUCCUCCCUCUCCCCUCCAAACGUACUCUAGCUCUAUCUUAUCUCUUGCCUUCUCUUUCUUACAGUGCUCCAAUCCUAACCAACCUCCAUUCAUCUCUGCUUUCUAAACAAGAGUCAUGCUUUAACAAAACUGCCAAAUUCGCAACUAACAGCUUCAACUCUACACAAUAAUGUAUAGACCUAAAAUAACUGCAAGGGCUAGAACUCCCACACUAUCUACUUCUAUUUCUACAGCUCACUACCACACAUAAAGUAAUUUAGAAGCCCCAAGACUGCCUUGCUCUUAGCUCCCUCCUCACCCUAUCCAACCUAGUUAGAACCCUAUGAUCUGAACACCAGUUUCUUCUCCAAACUCAAACCAAAACUAUUAACAGGCAAAUUCUUGUACUCCUGGAAUGUUGCCAAAACCUGGAAUAACCUACCUCCCUCUAUCCAACUACAGCAAUCCCCUGUCAACUUUGUAAGUGCUAUACAUAACCACCUUCUCUCCAAGUGGCUAUGUCACUGUGGUGUCACACAAACUGACAUCACCUAAUCUCUUCCCACAGAACCCUGGAUCUUAACAUCUUCCUCUUCUUCCCUGUCUCCACUUCCCUUCCCUCCCUCCUCCCCUUUUCUCUCUACUUCUCUGUCUAGCUAAACCCUCUUCCCCUAUUUCCUCUUCCUCACUUGCCCCUCUCCUCUUUACCCUCUUUUUUCUCUGGCCUCAUUAGUGUCCUACCCCUCUCCAUUUCUCUUUCUUUCUCUCAUAAUUCUCUUCACCCUAUUUCCUCCAUUCUCUAUUCUACACAUUCCCCCAAGUGAGCACAGUAUCAUAUUCCUUGUCCCUGAAUGCUUGCUCUGUUUAUGACUAGCUCCUUCCUUGUAAUUGUAUUAACUCCAUCCUCAAUCCCUCCCUUUCCUGACUCCGUAUAAUUCAUGAUUUUAAUUCCCAUGUAAUCCAUGUAUUUUGUAUAUUACUUUCUAUACGCUCUUUCUAGUAUUACUACGUUAUAUUGUUUUCUGUUUUAAAUAGUAACCCAAAUUUUUAUAUCUUUGUUGUGAUUUUCUUAGAAUUUGUACCUAUUAUGUUGGAGCUUUUCUCCCUGGGCCUCCACUGAAAAUGGGCUAUCCUGGCCCAGUGGACUUUCCCAGCAAACAAAUGCCAAUAAAUAAAGUGAACCUACAAACUAUCAUAAGAGCUAUCAACCCAUAACCUUUCUCAUAACAGUAUAAAUGCUAGAGACAGGAAUUUAUGCACAGUAUACAGUCAUUUAUCACACAUUUAUACAUUGUGUUGUAUUUACUAUGAAAAGUGGCAAAUCACUUUGUAACUGAACCACAAAACGUUACUAUGUAGGGUGUGAGAAUCUAACAUGAGAUAUUCAGGUGAUUCCCUGUUGCUAUUAUUGUUUUGCAUUGUCCUCAAUCCAUUAAGUGGUUUAUUUUAUUUAACUGCCUAGGUCAUGGAUUGUCUGGCCUUAAGAAAACCAUCAAAAGAUAUCCAUCUACACUGUAUGGUUGAUCAAAAUAUUUUACAGUUUAUGGGAUAAACACCUGAAAGAACUACUGCAGUCACUUAAACCUCCUCAAAAUGCAUAAGAAUGUCAUUUGGUCUCAACAAAUGUUCAAAAGUAACAUUUGAAAGACAAAACUUGAAUUGAGAAAGUAUAAAACUUGAUGUGAAGUAAAAGAAUUUGAACAAGAAGGAGCAUGCAAAUGUCUGUAAAUAGUUGAAGGGGCAGCAAUGCGGCAUGAAUAAGUGAAGACAGAACUCCAUAAAGAAUAUUCUAGAAGACUACGACAAAUACUGAAAAUUGCUUUAACAUGUAAGAAUUAAGGUCAAGCUAAAAAUCGACUUGCAUUUCCUGUUUCAACUUACAGCUUUAAACUUAAUAGACUCAUACAUACUUAGUAGGCUGUUAAUCUGAGGAUCUUAAGAAGCCUAUCCAUACAUUUCACUGGCCAUUUUUAGCCCUUAUACAGAUCAACUGGCCCCAAAGAAUUAGGGAUAGGAAAGCAAGAAAAAUGCUUCAUACCCAUCAAAUCAUAUGUAAGAAGCAGUGUUUGCCAAGAUUUAUAUUAGUCAGUGUAAAAGUGGCAUAUGCCUCCUUGAAAUUGACAAAACAUAUACAUCAGUGAUUGGGGGAUGGUAUACAUAGCUGUUGGCAUCACUUGAUCCAUAUGUAGUGAAUGUUCUGAAAAAGUAGGUGUAAGAUGACAUCUUUACUUAAAUUACCAGAAGCCUUUCAGGCACAGAAAUCAAACUAGAAGUGGACAAAAACAGGUAGCAAAUGAAAAGGAAAAGAAAGGGUACAAAAAACGUGGUCAGUAAAACAGAAAAGAUGUGGAAACCCACAAUUUUAGUAGGAAGUGCAGAGAUCUAUUGGAACAACAUGUUGACCAAGGGUUGAUAAUGAGUCUCAGGUGAGGUGAAUUUAAACAAAGAAAUGAAAGAUUAAUGUUCCGGUUCACUGCAGCAUUAAAUAAAGAUAAUUAACUUAAUAUUUUUGUGUCAUUUGGCUUGUGAUGCACUAAAACAAUAAAACCAAUUCACAGUGUGAUUUCAAAGCUAUAGACUGUGUUCCUGUACACAUUAAGGAAUAAUGUCACAACUGUACAGACAUUCUAUAUACUGUACAGAACCAUGAAUGUGUUAUACGUAAGUCUGCUAAGUUAUUCAUGGGUUUGGGAAGUUUGCCAGGAGACUAUCAUAUACAAAUAAAUCCUGAUUAUAAGCAAAAAUGGUUAAUGUUCAAGAAAAAAGUAUUGUUAAUGGUAACCAUUCGAAAUGUCAGGACCUGCUAGAGCUAGUCCAGGAAUAUGGAGACUGAAAGGCCGAAAAAUGGACUGACAUAUACUAAGUCUGAGAUGCCACUUCUCAGACUAUUCUCUUUUCUCUGAGGUAUAUCAAUCUUGGAGUUGGUACAUAUAUAAGUUUGGGGGUGUGGGGACUUGCCCCCCUGUGAAAAAGAAGUUAAAAGGAGAAGAGUGAUCUUUGAGAUAUGCUGUCCUCUUGGGGUUUGGUCUUUUUUUUCUACUUGUUGGUAGUUGCCAUUUUGAGUGUCAGCAUUUCAAAAAAGAACAAUCAUUAGCUCUCAGGUAGAACUCAGCAGGUAGUAUAGUGAACUGCAAGCUUUAGUGCCAUCAUAAUUGAAGAAUAGCAUGUUUUUUGUGCUUUCUGUCUCCUGUUUAAUGACCAUCAGUCCUUCUCUUGUGGGACUUGAAUAUGUUUCUUUCCCAGACAGCUAAGACCAUUCUCUGACGUGUAGAAAUGCCAUGUAAAAGGCAUAGUCAUCCUUCCAGACAUCACUUUGGAUGGGUGGUUUGUAUCCUAUGCUACCUCUAUCAAUUUGCCCUGCUUCUCAAGCAGGGCAUGUCAUUGGCCUUGUCCCAGUGUGGGGGCAUCCACAUUCUUUAAGGACAACUCUAAUUGUGUACUGUUUGGAGAACUACCCAACAGUUAUGCCCCAUGGAGCCACAUCAUCCAUGAUGAAGAGCUGAUGGUGGUUUCUAAUGGUCUGUAACUUCUACUUUGGUGGGUCACAUGUGCCUUUAUUUCAAUGGAGGCCUGCACUACCUCCCUGCAAUGUGUGCAAUUUCCAUGCUUUCACUGCAGAGACAACCAUCACUGCCUGACAGAGCCAAACAUUUAUGUUUAUAGGCAUGUGCUAGACUUAAUGAUCCUCAAGGUUUUUAUAAGCCUAGCCAUGCAUUCCUAAUCUCUGAUAAGUUCUGGUACCCUUGAUAAGUGUAAGCAGGGGGCUUGGGAGAUGAAAUAUUUACAAGCAGAGGUCUCGGAGAUUAAACAUUUA
Molecule: messenger RNA, 11047 nt
Organism: Protopterus annectens (West African lungfish)
Lineage: Eukaryota; Metazoa; Chordata; Ceratodontiformes; Protopteridae
Product: zinc finger protein OZF-like
Exons: 2
Coding region: 220-1656 (478 amino acids)
Source: RefSeq, a predicted model, not a curated record